Messenger RNA from Psylliodes chrysocephalus, 3163 nucleotides. Lineage: Eukaryota; Metazoa; Arthropoda; Insecta; Coleoptera; Chrysomelidae. The record is from the annotation of a GenBank genome assembly.
CUAAUCGCACGCCUAUGAUUUCUGACAGAUUUGUUUUAAUUGUCAUUACUGUCAUUGUCAUACCAUUAUUUGAGGUUAGGUUUCAUAUUUAUUUACAUUUUAAUAUAAAAACGUAUUCAUAACAUCGCUCAUAUAAAUUAUACAAGUGGAUGUUUUAGUGUUCUGAAAAUGGCUGCAGCACCACCGCAAGCAUUAGUUAACCGAAAUAAAAAGCAUUUCCUAGGAGUACCAGCCCCUCUAGGAUAUGUAGCUGGUGUAGGUAGAGGAGCUACAGGGUUUACCACUCGUUCUGAUAUCGGUCCCGCAAGAGACGCGAAUGAUGUGUCUGAUGAUAGACACGCACCACCAGCGGCUAAGAGAACCAAGAAAAAGGACGAGGAAGAAGAAAAGGAAGAGGAGGAGGAUUUGAAUGAUUCCAAUUAUGAUGACUUCAAUGGAUAUGGUGGUUCCUUAUUUUCCAAAGAUCCUUAUGAUAAGGACGACGCUGAGGCUGACGCUAUUUACGAAGCGAUAGAUAAGAGAAUGGAUGAGAAACGUAAAGAGUAUAGGGAAAAACGUUUACGUGAAGAGUUAGAAAAAUAUCGUCAAGAAAGACCAAAAAUCCAACAGCAGUUUUCCGAUUUAAAGCGAGAUUUGGCGCAAGUUAGUGAAGAUGAAUGGAAAUCAGUACCUGAGGUUGGUGAUGCAAGAAAUAAGAAGCAAAGAAAUCCUAGAGCAGAGAAAUUUACCCCUUUGCCAGACAGUGUUUUAUCCAGAAACCUAGGAGGGGAAGCAACCACUUCUAUAGACCCGAAUUCAGGUUUAUCCAGUAUGGUACCAGGUGCAAACACACCUGGUAUGCUAACUCCGACAGGUGAUAUGGAUUUAAGGAAGAUUGGACAAGCUAGAAAUACUCUGAUGAAUGUUAAACUGUCUCAAGUGUCAGAUUCUGUGACGGGUCAAACUGUAGUUGAUCCUAAAGGGUAUCUUACAGAUUUGCAAUCUAUGAUUCCUACUUAUGGAGGAGACAUCAAUGAUAUUAAGAAGGCUAGAUUGCUUUUAAAAUCUGUGAGAGAAACCAACCCUAAUCAUCCCCCUGCUUGGAUUGCCAGCGCUAGGCUAGAAGAGGUAACUGGUAAGGUCCAAGCAGCCAGGAACCUGAUAAUGAAAGGAUGCGAAGUGAAUCCUCAGAGCGAAGAUUUAUGGUUGGAAGCCGCCAGAUUGAAUCCAGCAGAUACAGCCAAAGCUAUAAUAGCUCAAGCAGCCAGGCAUAUACCAACUUCAGUUCGAAUAUGGAUCAAAGCCGCGGAUUUAGAAGACGAAACCAAAGCUCAAAGGAGAGUCUUCCGAAAAGCAUUGGAACACAUUCCCAACUCUGUACGACUCUGGAAAGCCGCUGUGGAGCUGGAGAAUCCAGAAGAUGCUAGGAUAUUGCUUUCGAGAGCAGUCGAAUGCUGUCCAACCGCCUUGGAGCUGUGGUUAGCUUUGGCGAGGUUGGAAACAUACGAAAACGCAAGAAAAGUAUUGAAUAAAGCUAGAGAAAAUAUUCCUACGGACAAACAAAUUUGGACAACGGCUGCUAAAUUGGAAGAAGCAAAUGGUAAUCACCACAUGGUGGAAAAAAUCAUAGAAAGAGCCAUUACUUCGCUGAGUUCGAACGGGGUUGAGAUAAACAGAGAACAAUGGUUCAAAGAAGCCGUAGAAAGCGAGAAAGGAGGUCACAUUCACUGUUGUCGGGCGAUAGUUAAGGCUAUCAUCGGUUACGGAGUGGAACCCGAAGAUCAGAAACACACCUGGAUGGAGGACGCAGACGCUUGCAUCAAUCAAGGAGCUUUCGAGUGCGCCAGAGCGGUGUACCACAUAGCCUUGGCUGCAUUCCCAGGAAAGAAAUCGAUAUGGUUGCGGGCGGCUUAUUUGGAAAAGAGUCACGGAACCAGGGAGAGUUUGGAGAACUUGUUACAGAGAGCGGUUGCGCAUUGUCCUAAGAGUGAAGUUCUAUGGUUGAUGGGAGCCAAGAGCAAAUGGUUAGCAGGUGACGUUCCAGCUGCCAGAGGCAUUCUAUCUUUAGCUUUCCAAGCCAAUCCGAAUAGCGAGGAAAUCUGGCUUGCUGCCGUCAAAUUAGAAUCUGAAAACAGGGAAUACGAAAGAGCUAGAAGACUUUUAGCGAAAGCCAGGGGCUCGGCACCCACUCCCAGGGUUAUGAUGAAGAGUGCAAAACUAGAAUGGUCCUUAAACGAUUUAGACGGCGCGCUACAACUUUUAGAUGAAGCUCUGAAAGUGUUUCCAGAUUAUGCGAAAUUGUGGAUGAUGGUGGGACAGAUUCAGGAGCAGAAAAGAGAAUUUUCAAAAGCUUUUGAUGCUUACAAUGCUGGUAUCAAGAAAUGCACUGGAUCCAUUAAUUUGUGGCUAUUAUUGUCAAGAUUAGAGGAAAAACGUGGGUUGCUCAUUAAAGCUAGAUCUGUUUUAGAAAAGGCUAGGUUAAAGAAUCCCAAAAACGAUCAGUUGUGGUUAGAAGCUAUUAAAAUUGAGAUACGUGCAGGUUUUAAAGAUAUCGCCAAUGCCAUGAUGGCUAAGGCCAUACAAGAGUGUCCUACAUCGGGAAUUUUAUGGGCAGAAAGCAUUUUUAUGGAACCGAGGCCGCAAAGGAAGACAAAAUCGGUUGACGCUUUGAAAAAGUGCGAGCACGAUCCGCACGUGCUGCUCGCGGUCAGCAAACUGUUCUGGUCCGAACGAAAAAUAUCCAAGUGUCGGGAAUGGUUCCAAAGAACUUUGAAAAUCGAGCCGGAUCUGGGUGAUUCUUGGGCUUAUUGGUACAGAUUCGAACAACUCCACGGGACGAAGGAGCAACAAGAGGAGGCCAAACAGAGGUGUUUGUUAGCGGAACCCCAUCACGGUGAAUUGUGGUGUGCCGUUUCGAAAGACAUAAAAAACGUCGGAUUGAGUACUGAACAGAUUUUGAAAAUUGUCGCUAAAGAAAUACCAAUUCCUGUUUAGUUUAUAGCGUUAAUAUAUUUAGUAACAUAAGUUGACCCAAGCAAAGGUAUGGAAUCUGCAUUGCUAUUUGUUUUUUGACAAAUAAAAUGGUAUUUGACGUGUUUGUGAUGUUUGAAAUAUGUCAAACGUGUUGGUAAUGCAGGGUCCCAUACUUUUAAUUUUUUGUAGUAAAACGAAAUGAAAUCUGUAG